AUCUAAGACUUAGGGUUUAGAGUUAAACGGUUAAAUUUUGGAGAUUUUUUCAAAUUUUUAAAAAUUAAAAUUAAAAUUUUCAAAAAAAAAAACUACUUUGGUCAUUUUAUUUUUUGAAAACUAUUUUUGUGACAAAAUUUUUUAAAAAAAUUAUUAGAGAGAAUUGCAUGUUUAAUUAUGUUUUAUAAACUGACCGACCACCUAUAAAAAAAAAUGGAAUAAAAAAAAGAAAUCUGCCUACUGCCGGGUCGGAUAAAAAAUCCAAUAUCCAUCGAAAUGUACAAAUACCAAAUAGUAACAUUUUUUAGUCUAGCAAAAAUCGCGGGAGGCUAGGGUUUAAAAUCAUCGUAUCCGCCAUGAAAACACGGCGGCAGCACGCCGCUGAGAACGCUCUAACAAUAUCUCGACGCAGUACACAAUCUCCGCUCUCCAUCGGAAACUCAGAGACGAUCCCAACUGAUCUCAUCAUCGAAGUCCUCUUGAGAUUGCCGCCUAAGUCUAUACCGAAAUGUCGAUGCGCAUCCAAGCUCUGGGACUCCAUACUCCGCCGCGCAGAUUUCACGGAGCUCUUCAUCACCAGGUCUCGUGCCCGUCCGCAACUCUUACUCUCCUGCGUAGAAAACGAGGAGCUGUUCUUAUUCUCGAUACCUCAAGAGGUCCAAAAUCAAGAUGUUGUAACCGCCAAUUAUCAUACGAGGUUCCCUUGUGGACGUUCCUCUAAAAUAAUCGGUCCGGUUCGCGGUUUAGUCUGUCUUACACAUCUUCGUAAGUACAAGAAAACGGCGCCGGUUAUAUGUAACCCUAGCACUGGUCAAUCAUUACCUCUACCCAACGUGAAGACCAGGAGUACUCUCGUGAACACUUUUCUUGGAUUUGAUCCAGUUGGUAAACAAUUCAAGAUAUUGUCCAUGACCACACGGGAUUAUAUCAAUUGUGAAGAGCAUCAAGUUCUGACUUUAGGGACUGAGAAAAAGAUGUCUUGGAGAAAGAUCGAAUGUUCUAUAUCCCAUUAUUUUAGGCAUAUUAAUCAUGGGAUAUGCAUCAAUGGUGUUGUAUAUUAUGUAGCUGGUCUCAAUGAACCUCCAAUGGCUAACGGUAUAGUUUGCUUUGAUGUUAGGUCUGAGAAGUUCAAAGUUAUUAAUAGAGGUGAGGAGAUGGCAUUAUGGAGUCAAUCAACUCUUGUAAACUAUAAGGGCACACUAGGUGCUCUUUUGACAGAAGGGUUUACCGAAGUUACCGGAGAAACUAAAUGUUUUCAGUUGUGGGUUUUGGUAGAUGCUGAGAAACAUGAAUGGUCGAAGCAUAUAUCCAUAUGUCUGCCCCUGCUGUGGAAUAACAUAGUUGCAAAUGCCACUUUAUUCUUUGUUGGAGUCACUGGCACAGAUGAAAUCGUGUUGUCACCGAAGUAUGUAUCCGAGCCUUACUGUUUCUAUGUUUACUACUACAACAUCGAGAGCAAUGCAAUCAGAAGAGUUGAAAUCCAAGGAAUGGAUGCCUUUAGGCAUUGUCAAAUUCGCCUUUCUCUUAACCAUGUAGAGGACGUGAAGCUUUUGCAAUAUAUUUAGGACUUUAUAACAGGUCAUGGGGCCUUACUUCUCCUUAUGCUAUUUGAUGUAUUUUCUCUGUGUUUUGUUUUUUUCGUUGUGAUGGAUGGUCGAGACUGUAUCAAUCUCUGUGUUUACAAUUUAGCCUUUUGAAAUCUUCUCUUCAUGAUUAAGCCACUUUGUGGGUUAUGUUUUAUGAGUUCUAUAUUUAAUCAUCCACUGGUAAAAGACCACACUGACACUACAUUUGGGCUAAUCUAGAAAAGUGUUUACACCAAUCUGUUUGACCUCAGAUAAAUGAAUUGUGCCUCUUUUAUCUUUGCCAUCCCUCUUAGUCUUUUUGUCCCAUGUAUUUGUUGUUUUUGUUUCUCUGCUACAUUAAAUAAGAGAAGUUUAGUGUGUUCCAUGAAAAUUUAUCAAGUAACAUAAGUGAAGUUACGUUCGUUUAUGCUUCUUUUUCUAGCAUCUUAUGAGUUAUAAGAAGCAACUCGUUGUGGUAUAUUCUUCGAGGGGUGAUAGAAACACUUGUUACACUAAUCCAGAACAGAGAUGUCUAACAUGAGAUAUUCCAACGCUAAAUCAAAGAGAGAGGAGAGUCGUAGAUCCAAGAGAUAGCAUAACCUUUAAUUAUCAAGAAGAAAGCAGAUUGAAAAUGGUGUUGAGCUCAUUGAGUUUAUUGGAGCUAUGCUAAAAUGGUGGUUCAGUGCUUGGAAAAAUAACCAGACGGAAGGGUAGGCAGUGUGUGGGGGUAGAGGUUGAGAAAAUUAAUUUUUACUUUUUAACACAAAUUGAGAAAUUUCUUUAAUUAAUUGCUAAAGACGAAAAUGUAGUUUUUCUUAACUAGAAAAUUCAUUUCAUUCACUAAAAUGAUACAAGGUGAAGUGUAUAAAUUUUUGGAU
Messenger RNA from Brassica napus (rape), 2443 nucleotides. RefSeq names its product F-box protein DOR-like. Bases 357 to 1565 code for a protein of 402 amino acids. Lineage: Eukaryota; Viridiplantae; Streptophyta; Magnoliopsida; Brassicales; Brassicaceae. The transcript has a single exon. The record is from RefSeq and is a predicted model, not a curated record. Gene Ontology annotation, molecular function: protein binding.